Messenger RNA from Caenorhabditis briggsae, 489 nucleotides. The record is from RefSeq and is a predicted model, not a curated record. The transcript has a single exon. NCBI's taxonomy places the organism in Eukaryota, Metazoa, Nematoda, Chromadorea, Rhabditida, Rhabditidae. Bases 1 to 489 code for a protein of 162 amino acids.
AUGUCCAAAUUCUUCAAGAAAAAAACUUCUAUCACCCCCGCAGCAUCCUCAUCCAGCGGUUCUUCAAACAACCCAUUUCUCAAAACACCUUUAACCCGGGAACUGGUGACUUCCUGGUCCACGAGCCUGGAGACCCUUCUAGCCUGCCAACGUGGUCGCGAGCAAUUCCUCAAGUUCUGUGAGCAGGAACACUCGGAAGAGAAUCUCGACUUUUGGGAGCACUGCGAAGCGUUGAAACGGAAAACGGACCAGCAAGACAUCAAGCGAUUCGCUCAAAGAAUGUUCAGCAAAUUUUUCAACGAAGCUGGCAAGUACGAAUUGGGUGUGAGUCAGGAAAUACGGGAUGGAAUCAGACGGGAGAUGAUGAACCCAACCAUUCAUACGUAUGAUGUUGCUCAGGCGUUCAUUUAUAGUUUAAUGCAGCUCGAGUGCUAUCCAAGGUUCAUUCAAAGCCAGAUGUAUAAAGAUUUGAAGGAAAAUUCAACGUAG